ACGAUUGGUUCCUGGGUCCGGCCGCGAGAUUUGAAAGGCACGCCGAGGCCAUUCAAAUGUCCGCCUUCCGGUGUCGGUGUCCUGGCAGCGCUGCUCCUCCUUUGGCUCGCACCCAUCUGGGCUCCCCCGAAAGAAUGUCUGUCUUGGAUAUGAUUAAAGAGUUUAGGAGGAACUGGCGUGCUUUCUGUACCUCUGAAAGAACCACUUUAUGUGGUCCAGACUCCAUGCUCCUGGCGCUGCAGCUUUCCAUGGCCGAGAACAACAAGCAGCACAGUGGAGAAUUUGCAGUCUCUCUCAGUGAUGUGUUACUGACAUGGAAAUACUUCUUACAUGAAAAGCUGAGCUUGCCCACGGAAAACAUGAAAGUGGUUGACCACUAUGAAGACAUUAAGAAAACGUACGACAAUUUCUUCAAGAAUAGUAAUAUGCUAGAUCUGAUUGAUGUCUAUAUGAAAUGUAGCAACUUGACCUCCAGUUGUGAGAAUAACAUGAUAUCCUCUGGCCACGUUGUGCAGAGGCCUAGUGCGGAAGGUGGACUCCUGAUGCCCUGCCGGGAUCUCUCUGCUCCCGCGGAAGAAGCUUCUGUGUCAGCCCGCUUGACCCAACGUCCUCGGCAGAAGCAACAGUCUCUUGCAGCCUUGUCUCCGAGCUCGACAUUUCCCAAGGUUUUCCACAAAACUCGCAGCAGGAGACGAGACCCAAGGAAGCUGGCAGCCGCCAUGGAGCGGAGUCAGCUCCGGGACUUUCUGUCUGGCACACAGUGGGCAGUGGACGAUGAGAGUGAUCCUCAGGUACCUGCAUCCCCGGUGAAACGCAGACAGGACGAUGAGAAGGUACGGCUAUUGGCGAAGAAAAUUUUCUUUUCCUAUUUGGGCCUGCUGGUGAAUUCAAAGAAUGACUUAGCUCUGGCUCAGGUGCUCAACAUCCCUGACCGAGGACUGGGGAGAGAGGCCUUCACCACCUUGAAGCAUGCUGCUCGAGAGAAACAGCUGUCCAUGUUUUUGAUGGCCACCUCGUUUAUUAGAACCCUAGAGCUUGGAGGGAAGGGCUAUGCGCCGUCACCGUCCGAUCCUUUGCGGGCACAUGUGAAAGGGCUCUCUGACUUCAUCAAUUUCAUUGACAAGUUGGACGAAAUUCUUGGAGAAAUAAGAAACCCAAGCCUGGCAGGGGGCCGGAUAUUAUCGGUGCUAAAGAUGCAGCUGAUCAAAGGCCACAACAGUGGAGAUCCUUUUUACAAGGCUGUAGAGGAAGUUGUUCGGGAUUUGGAUCUGAGGAUUAAGAAUAUUAUCAGUUCUCAAGAAGGCGUAGCCGUCAGCACCACCGGCGUCAGUCCUGCAGCGCCAAAAUCUUUUGCCAUAAACCAUGACACUGCAUACUGUGGCAGAGACGCUGUGAAAAUUUUGCUGGUUCUUUUGGAUGAAGACGCGGCCAGUGCUCCCACCAGAAACAGAGCAGAACUUUUAUAUAACGAUGAGAGUGUAGUGCCACACAGCGGACCUUCUUUUGUCACGCUCUUCAGGUCUCCCACACAGGUGGAUAAUACAUCAAUUAAACCCCUCAGAGAGCGAAUCCGUAAGUCAGUGCAAGCAGAAAAAGUUAAGAUGAGGCAGACCUUAAUUAGAUCACAGUUUGCUUGUACUUAUAAAGAUGAGUGUGCGGUGAGCAAGAACAGAUGGAAUGGUGAUUUAUCAUCAAAGCCGUCUCAUGCUCUUCACCUGGAAAGUGAUGCUUCUGGUACCCUUUCUUCUGUUGGAAGAGAAAGAAUUGAAACAAGUUCUGAAGGUGUGCAUCGAGACAGAAGUAAAGACAACAAAAUACCUAGAAAACCUACAGAAAAGAAAAUACCCAAAAGGAAGCAGGUGGAUCUAGACAGCGACAGUGUCCCCUGUGAUAACGGAAAUGAACCGCACCAAGAUAAACUUGUUAAGUUCCCUAAAGUACCCAGUGACUCACACAGUAAAGCUGGUGGCAAACCAGCCCGCGGAACGAAAGGCAAUAGGUGUACUGCCAGGGUCAAAUUGAUUCCUGGCCAGACCAAGUUAACUCAGUUUUUUAGGCUAUGAUUUUGUCAUCUGUGUGCUUUAGAUUUAUGUAUAGAAGACCAUUCACCAAAGCCAUGAGCUAACUUUUAAAUAUCAUGAUGUAAAUUCUGAUGCUUUAUUAUUUUGAUAGAUGGAUGAGAGGCACACAUGUUAACCACUGUUCAAAAAUACCAGUAAGUCAGGAUUAUGCAGGAAUUUCAUAAAGUUUAAUGCACAAGUCAAAGCAUAUCAUGUAGGUCAUUACGUCUUAACUAUUUUCAAACAGACAUUUAGGAUAAUACACAAGUCAUAUCAACACCAAGGGCUUUUCUCUCCCCUUGCAAUGAAUUGCGUUCUUCUGGAAGGACGGUGUGGACCAGCAGGACUCAGACUUGCCAGCAGGGUCGGUAGACUCUCCCCAGCAUACACCUGAGCACUGAGAGGGAACAGAUGACAACGCAGUUACCACACAGAAUCAAGGAAAGUUAUGGACCUGUUUUAAUAAAUUCUGAAUAAAUCAAACCACAAUUACUGAGUUUUAGGAAUUUCCCAUUUUGACAGGGUCACCUGCUGUCUGGUAGAACUGAACCCGUGUUCUUACUACACACUGACGUAGUCAGUUAAGCUCAGACUGCUUUUUAGAGAAUUAAGAUGUAGGAAUUGAAGUUUUCAAAGCUACUCACUGUCAAAAUCUCGCCUUCCUAUGGGAAACUUAGCUGAGUUUUCUUCAUCCCCAAUUUCUCUCUUUUCUUGUGUUGACUCAGAAUUCUGAACUCCAUUCUCAGCUGGAAAAGCUACUGAUCCUUUCAGAGCGAGAUAAGGUUUUAUAGCCAGAUUCAGUGGCAGACCAUGACUUAGGAGAUUCUGUUUGGAGCCUGUGUUCUGUAAAGAGAAGGUUGGUUUGUGUUCCAGCUCUCGUCUUCAGCACAGACAAGCUAAAAUACAGUUGCCCAGCAUGCUUGCUGAUCAAUUCUAAGGUGCUCUACACUGUUUUUCACUUCUAAAAUAUCUUAGAUACAAGAAGCAAAGCUUUUGGAUAAGAUGGGGAAGUAAGAUGGGUACGUGUGAAAUUGUACUAGUUGUCUGGACGCGUACUGUGACUGUAGUGGCAGUAUUCCCAAUUAUAAAAUGAAAACACCAAGUUUACUUCUGGGUGGUUUAUAAUAUAACAGUCAUUUUCCUUCCUGUUGUAAUAAUCAGGCUGCGUGUACUUACCUUGGAAUUCUUGUUCUCGUCGUCGCCCAGGAAGCCGCUGUCAUCGUUUUUAUAUUGUUCCAGAGAGGGAGCCACAACCGAUCUUUCUGCGGUGUCUUCCUUCUGGAAGGCUUUCCCCAUCCUAAACGUGUUAAAUACCAUGUCGUCUUCUAAAUUUCUUAUGGACUUGGAAGCUGAAAGUAAAAUACCUUGAGAAAACAAAGAAACAACCAGCAUUAACAUGUAGGAAGAGAGACUCAUUUUUGCCAUCCUUAGUUUGAUGCUUGCAUAAAGCGUAGCAAGAAUGUGGAAAAUGAAAACUUUCGCACUCUGACAGUGGCUGAAUGAUUCCCUACCUUUAUAUGUUUUCUGCCUGAAUAGAAAACACUUGAAGGGCUUAUCUUUUCAUUCUCUAGAAGUGACUCAUCACGGAGGGCCUAGCCUCUUGUAAAGCCGCUAGUGUCUGAUCGCUUGGGUUUUAGUGCCCUGUUGUUUAUUUUGUGUGUGAGUUUUCUCAGAAUCUGAUUAAAGUCUUUGAUAGAAGGCUUUCUAUUGAAUAGAUUAUAGGCUCUUGAAAGUGGGUUGUUAUUAAGGAAGGACCACAGGACACCAGGCUCUUUUAAUAAGACUGUUUCCUUCUUUGUGGUUUCUGAUUAAGUUAUUAAAACACAAGUUACUUCAUUCACGGAUGAUAAGGAUAAAGUUUUAUGCUCUUUUAAUCCUUCUUAAAUAGAAGUUAUCUCCAGAAAAGAGUUUUAUUUUGUAAAUACUUGAUAUAAUCUUUUGUGAUCUAAAGUGCAUACGCUUGUCAGUAUUAACAAAAUAAACAAACCCAAAACCA
Messenger RNA from Myodes glareolus (Bank vole), 4056 nucleotides. NCBI's taxonomy places the organism in Eukaryota, Metazoa, Chordata, Mammalia, Rodentia, Cricetidae. The record is from RefSeq and is a predicted model, not a curated record.